UUUUCCUUUUUCUCUUUCUCUCUCUACAAAUUUCACUACUUUUCAAAAUUCGCCCUAAAAUCUCGAUCUGACUUCUCUCAAUCUCUCCAAAUCCAUACACAGACUGACGAUUCAAUUCAUUCUCUGUAUGUGUAUGGGAUUUUUUCAAUCUUCAGAUUCAUAUAAAUGUUGUUGUUUCAACGUAUUUCCACAAUCUGGAAGAUCCUUCAUUUCUCCACAACCACCACCGCCCUGUUUCAGAAAUUCUCCCCGUCUGCUUGCUGUUUGUCGCGGUUCAUUUAAUCGGUUGUUCGAUCGUCUGCAUGCGAAAUCUCAGCUGUCGACGCUGCCGGAGGCUCUAUGCGAGUGAGAUUUCGAUUUCGAUUCUGUUGUGUUGGAUGCAUUGUAUUUGAGAAAGGAUAGAUAGAUAGAUAAAUGCUUGUCGGAAGGGAUCUAGGGUUUUCGUACCUGGUCCUGAUUUUUUCUUUUAUUGGUCCUGUAUUCUUCUUUUUGGUACGCCGAAGAUGGCGACGAUCUGUCGCUAGAAAAGAAGAAAUUAAAAGACUUUUGAUUUUGGCGGCCGAGGAGGCGGCAAGGGUUGAAGUUGAGGCGACUGCUGACUACUACACUAAUUCAGUUCCCUUGUUUAUUCCUCUUCCCGUGCAUUAUCAGUGCGUUGUGUGUUUCUCACCCACCAAAACACGAUGUGCCAGAUGCAAGGCUGUUCGUUACUGCUCCAGCAAGUGCCAAAUCAUUCACUGGAGACAAGGCCACAAAGAGGAAUGUCACCCAUUUACCAUUCAUGAUGACACUGAUGAAGCAUUUGAUGCUGUUGAGAAAACAUCAAAGCACCUAGAAUAUGAAAGUGGCGGAAACAAUUGUGAAACAAAAAGUACUCAGCAUGCAAAUUCUGAUUUACACUAUCCUGAAGACCCAUCCUCUCAUUUGGAUUUAUCUUCAGAGUGCUCCUCUCUAAGCAGUGAAUCUGAGGAUGAGUGUAUUACUCCUGAGGAAGGAACCAAUUCUAAACAUGACUCCAAAAUUGAUAAUUCUGACAAGGCUAAGAGGAAUUGUGUUGCCGAUGUUGAGAAGAUUAAGCUAUCAUUAUCAGAGAGGACUUCUGUUAGUGACGCUGUAAAUCAUCUCAAUAGUCCUUUGAAGGAAAACCAACACAAUUCCAAAAUCAUUAACCAGACCAGCCAGAAUACAUCAUCCAAAUCUGUGAGUUCAUUUGUAAGUGACUUCAGUAAGUCUCCACUCCAUGACCCUCCAAUAUCUUCAGCGGAUUUCUGGGAAGGAACCAGCAAGACCAGUCGAGCCAGACUUGAUGCUCAUGAAGAUUCUGCUCAAAACAAAUCAAGUGCAGAUGUCAAUUCUGGCAUUGAUGAUGUACAUGCUCAUGAAGAUUCUGCCCAAGUCACAUCACUUCGAGAUGGAAAUUGUGGUAUUGAUGCUCAUGAAAAUUCUUCUCAAAUUAGAUCAAGUAGAGAUGAAAAUCGUUUCAUUGAUGACAAGAGAUCCCCUCAAAAUUCUCCCUUUAACUUGCAAAGGAAUGUGGCCUCUACUACCCGCAAAGACAUUUCUAAUGCCUCUACUCCAAGAAUUGUGGCCUCUACUACCCGCAAAGACAUUUCUAAUGCUUCUACUCCAAGAAUUGUGGUGACAAACAAAAGUAUGGAUAAGACUAUUUUGCCAGAAGUUGAACAGAGAAAGUCUUCUACUAAUCAUCAAUGUGCUUCCAAGUCGGGUAGAGAACAGUUAUUCACCAAAGGGGAAAAUCAAUUACUAAAUCCAUUGGUGUCCAAAUCUGGUGGAAGUGAAAAUAUAUUUGUUAGAGAUGCUCCUCUUUCAUCCAGCAAUAAAAUAAAUUCAGUUCAGGGUGCAAAGCCUAUGAAAUUGGAUACUUCGACUUCUGUUGCAGCUAAUUCAUCUCAUUUCAAAGAUCAUUCACCUAAUGUUAAAAAUGGCUUGAGAGCAUCCGUUUUGAAAGUUGUUGAGCAGGCAUCUAAAUCAUCAAAACACUAUUUGUCAGGUAUUCGGAAUGAGAUUGCUGGUCGACAUGACAACAAGGCUUUAUUUCCAUACGAUCAAUUUGUGAAGCUUUAUAACUGGAAGAAGUUUGACCUACAGCCAUGUGGCCUAAUCAAUUGUGGGAACAGUUGUUAUGCUAAUGUUGUGCUACAGUGCCUAGCUUUUACACCGCCCCUGACUGCUUAUUUUCUCCAAGGGAGUCAUUCUAAAGCAUGUCUAAACAAAGAGUGGUGCUUCACUUGUGAGUUUGAAAGACUCAUUAUGAAGGCAAAGGGGGGCACUUCUCCUCUAUCUCCUAUUGGAAUAUUAUCCCAAAUUAAAAAUAUCGGAAGUCAUCUAGGUCAUGGUAAACAAGAAGAUGCUCACGAGUUUCUAAGGUACACUAUUGAUAAAAUGCAGUCUAUCUGCCUCAAGGAAGGUGGGGUAAAUAAUAAUACAUCAGGAUUCUUGGAGGAAACAUCACUCAUAGGCCUUACAUUUGGGGGUUACCUACGGUCAAAGAUCAAAUGCAUGAAAUGUGGAGGUAAAUCUGAGAGGCAUGAGAGGAUGAUGGAUCUUACUGUUGAGAUAGAAGGUGAUAUUGGAACUCUGGAAGAGGCUCUUAGACGCUUUACAGCUACCGAGAUUCUGGAUGGUGAAAAUAAGUAUCACUGCAGCAGUUGUAAAUCGUACGAGAAAGCCAGGAAAAAGUUAACAGUGUACGAGGCUCCUAACAUCCUAACAAUAGCAUUAAAGCGUUUUCAGUCUGGUAAAUUUGGGAAGCUGAACAAGUCAAUCAAGUUCCCGGAAACCCUAAACCUUGCUCCAUGCAUGAGCAGGACAAGUGAUAAGUCGCCCGUUUACAUGUUAUAUGGAGUCGUGGUGCAUUUGGACAUUAUGAACACAACGCUUUCUGGUCAUUACGUCUGCUACAUUAAAAAUGUUCAGAACAAGUGGUUCAAGAUUGAUGAUAGCACUGUUAAAGCUGUGGAUCGUGAAAGCGUCUUAACAAAGGGGGCAUAUAUGCUUCUCUAUUCAAGGUGCUCACCUCGUUCCCCUAGGUUGAUAAGGAAUCCGACUAUGAGAACAUCAAAUGAGAUAACAGAUGGCAGACGAUCUGGCAGCAAUUAUCAUCCAAAUUGUACUUGUUCUCAACAAAUCCAUUCAAUUCAAGACGACGAUUCUUCUAGCGAGAAUUCUCUAUCUAUGUUCUCCGAGGAACGCUCUUGCAGUACCGAGAGCAGCAACGUGGACUCUACAACAAGCUCUGACGACAUAUUUGAACAGUUUUUAAGUGAUGUGGGUUGCCAUUGGAAUAGCCUGUGGAAGCAUUCUUCAGAUUCAGACUCGUCAUCUUCUUCAUCCUCGCCAUCUCCAUUGUACCACCACGGCUUAAGGUAUUCUUCUCAAGAUGCUGAUCCGAUUUUGUAUACUGAUAAAACGAGUAGAAAAUUAGGUAAUGGCAGUAGUUGUUGUAGGGUGACUGAAAUUGACAGAUUAGGGCGGGCUAAUGAGGGUGUAUUGUUGAGACGAUCGAGAAAAGAUUAGGGCAUCUAGUUCCCUUUUUCUUCUUUUAGAGGCCCGGGUAGUAAUAGUAGUAAUAAGAAGAGUAUUUAGAUGGGCAGUGUUUCGUUAUGGCGAAUAUGGCCAUCAUUUUGUUAAACUCUUUUAUAUGUAAUGACAAUAUUGUUAUUAUUGGUAGAUAUGAUAUGUAUAGUGGAAGGGGAUGUUAAUUUAGC
Molecule: messenger RNA, 3728 nt
Organism: Impatiens glandulifera
Lineage: Eukaryota; Viridiplantae; Streptophyta; Magnoliopsida; Ericales; Balsaminaceae
Product: ubiquitin carboxyl-terminal hydrolase 19-like
Exons: 11
Coding region: 415-3537 (1040 amino acids)
Biological process (GO): protein deubiquitination
Cellular component (GO): nucleus; cytosol
Molecular function (GO): cysteine-type deubiquitinase activity; cysteine-type endopeptidase activity
Source: RefSeq, a predicted model, not a curated record